This is a messenger RNA of Diaporthe batatas, 1293 nucleotides long. RefSeq lists its product as uncharacterized. The coding region runs from base 1 to 924 and encodes 307 amino acids. Lineage: Eukaryota; Fungi; Ascomycota; Sordariomycetes; Diaporthales; Diaporthaceae. The record is from RefSeq and is a predicted model, not a curated record. The transcript is spliced from 3 exons.
AUGACGCGCUCCAACGUUUCUGCGGAAGCUGCCCAGCCCUCACAAACCGAUCCUGAGCUCAAGCGCAACUUGUCUCCCGUUCGAAAGCUUGGCCAGACCGCCGCUCAAUGUUUCCGUAAGAUGUCGCUGAACGCGAUGUCACUCCCACCAUGGACCCUGAUCACAGCCACUUGCAGACUACUGUUCCACCUGUUUUCGCACCGCCUCCUGGAGUACUUUGACACGUACGGAGAGACGUUCAGCCACCUCCUAAAGAGGCCAGACAGGGGUCCCGCCGCACGGUCAGACAGGCUGAGCCUCCUCGAAGAGCUGACGCCUGCGCAGCUCGAGUCCCUAUCGGCGCCCCAGCUUGCCAAACUCCUGCAGCAGCGGGGUCACGCGAACAAGCAGGCGAUCACUGACCGGUUCGGCGUCCUUGGCCUAUCUGCCUCUGGGAGGCCUUUCCUGAAGAGCGAGACCCAGGAGUGCAAACAGACAUUGUGCCCGGCCUGUGGAAAAGGCAUGAUGGGCGAGGAAGUGUCCUACGUUGACCUAGACGGCAUCCUCAGGGGCGAUAUCCCGCCGACGGUCGCGCUCGGCUAUGGUUUCCGCAAGAGUGGCCGCCCGGUUGCUGAUGUAAGCGUUGCCCGCAAUAUCGGACUGCGCAGGCUCCCAGAGAAGAGCGCCCAGGCCGUCCAGACUCCUCAGGGUGGCCAGAAAGUGCAGGGCGAGGGCAAAAAGGCCGAGGAGUGCAGUGUGCCAGACCUUAAAGACGAUGACGAGGCCGGCUUCAACAACUCGACCUAUCCCCUGACACCUUCCAACACUUUCCUCAACAUGUCCGAUAGCAGCGAGGAUCUCCUGGAGCUCUACACGGACGGGUCCUCGGUGGAGGUCUCCCAGGAUAAUUCGAAGGCGCAGGACAAAGCUUCCGGCGAGAAAUGAACGGUUUCGUCAUGCUUUUCAAGGGGCUGCCGCGUGAAUGAGCCCACCACAACUUGGGUUGCGAAGCCGGCCAGCUCUUUUGUUUUGCGAGCUGUUACGAAGGGAGGUAGUGGCAGAAGGGGAGAAAGGGUCACGGGUUCUUGUCAGCGGAUUGGGUGCCUUGGCUAGGUAACACGGGAGAAGCUCGUGACAAAGACCGGGACUCGGUCGAGCCAAGGGUGGAGGAGAGCCUCUCUCUCGAGUGUGCCCUUGCCCAAGGAUUGGGGAUGUUCCUUGGCCGACUUGAUAGACUACAUGCUGGGCAUCUCUGUUGAGACGUCAGAAGAAAAUGCGAGACAAUGUGACACCGUUCCCCAGAUAUCUUCUGCG